This is a messenger RNA of Penaeus monodon (black tiger shrimp), 912 nucleotides long. Its product is annotated as ATP-dependent RNA helicase A-like. The record is from RefSeq and is a predicted model, not a curated record. The coding region runs from base 1 to 912 and encodes 303 amino acids. The transcript is spliced from 4 exons. Lineage: Eukaryota; Metazoa; Arthropoda; Malacostraca; Decapoda; Penaeidae.
AUGAAGCUGUUGGUAAUAGUCGCCACGUUCGUGGUCUUGUCAUCAGCGGCUCCCCAAGGCUAUCACCUGGAUAAGCCUUCAGGACGAAGCUUUGGAAUAAGAGGUUCAGGAUCAGGUUUUGGAACAGGGGGUUCAGGCUCAGGUUUUGGAGCAGGAGCUUCAGGCUCAGGUUUUGGAGCAGGAGCUUCAGGCUCAGCUUUUAGCUCAGGAGGAUGCGGGCCCGGAAGGGUGCUGCAUGUUGACGGCAGAUGCGUCACUCCACGCGUCAACCGCAAAGUUUACUUGUAUGACGCGCCACCAGCGCCCGUGUCCCAUGGUCCCCCACCCUACAUACCUGAGCCAACCGUUGAGACAAACAUCGUGUUCAUCCGAGCACCAGAACAAGGACAAGGACCAGAUCCUAUUGUCAUACCUCCUCCGAGACAAGAACAUGUUGUGUACGUCCUUAACAAAGAGUCGCCACAGCAACAGGAAGUGAUCGAACUCCCAGCUCCGCCAGCGAGCGAACCAGAAGUUUACUUCGUGAACUACGGUGACGGCGAGAACCCGGUUCUUCCCAGCGGCGUUGAUCUCCAGACUGCCCUGAACGCAGCUUCCCAAGGUGGUGGUCAAGUGGUCGGAGGCGGUGCCGGAGGCGCUGGGGGAGGAUUCGGAGGUAGUGGAGGAAACGGUGGAUUCGGAAGUGGAGGAAUCGGUGGAUUCGGAAGUGGAGGAAUCGGUGGAUUCGAAGAUAACGUAGGAAUCGGUGGAUUUGGAGGAAGUGGAGGAAUCGGUAGAUUAGGAGGAAGUGGAGCAAGCAGUGGAUUAAGAGGAAGUGGAGGAAUUGGUGGAUUCGGAGGAAGUGGAGGAAUCGGAUUUAGUGGAGGAUCCAGUGGCGUUUCGUCUCUGUCAAGUCUUUACUCCGUACCUUAA